This is a messenger RNA of Mollisia scopiformis, 818 nucleotides long. RefSeq lists its product as uncharacterized. The transcript has a single exon. The record is from RefSeq and is a predicted model, not a curated record. NCBI's taxonomy places the organism in Eukaryota, Fungi, Ascomycota, Leotiomycetes, Helotiales, Mollisiaceae. Bases 141 to 617 code for a protein of 158 amino acids.
CCUCGUUUCUAGUUCUUAGCGAAUGUCUUGACCUCCAAGAGUCUAUAGAAGAAGUCGAAGGUAGUAGUGCCGCCAAUCCUGGUUUGGGCAGAGUGCCACCAUGAGAGAAUUGAACUACACCCUCCUUGAUCUCUUCGGUGAUGACAUCCUUGGUCUUGCCAUCCUUGAAGCGCUUCUUAGCCUCGGGCAACCAAGUAGAGGUACUUGAGUCCAGCCUCUGGCUUCUCGGGAUCAUUCUAUGCGAUAAUGAAGCGAGGAAUGAGCUCUUCAGCCAUACCAAUGCGAGCACACUGUUCUAUAUUUGUCUAAAUAGCAUGUACUACCUUCAUCUGCUUUGCACUUUUAGCGCGUCUUGCUCUUUUGUGUAUUUGUCACGAUAUCCUUUUGUCGACGAGGCUUAUUUUCAGGUGUUGGGGAAAUGGCUGGCAUUUUGGUUGGGAGGAAAAAGCAUGACCAAGAUCUGUACUGGACGACAUUAUGAAGAAAUGGCGGGCUUUCACGAGCGGUCGGAGUAUGCGGGUUAUGGAAUUGACCAGCCGCAGCCACUCCGUGUAGAGUACAUAUCUGUAGAUUUGCACAUAAGAAAAAGAAACAAUAAUCCAACAAGUCUAAGAUAGGGCUUGAGUCACUCAUCUGAUCAGUCUCACUGCUUCAGACAAGACUUCCGUGCCGCUAUUGUCUCGACGCCAAAAAAAAGCAAUGAAAAAGUGAUCAAAAAAGUGACCCAGCGAUCUGGUCCAUGGCUGAUCCCGUGGUAAAUCAUCAGCGGGACAGGCAUCUCUUUGCUGGCUAGACGAGGCUGAUAUGGCACCCCACCA